Molecule: messenger RNA, 1542 nt
Organism: Penaeus vannamei (Pacific white shrimp)
Lineage: Eukaryota; Metazoa; Arthropoda; Malacostraca; Decapoda; Penaeidae
Biological process (GO): DNA replication, removal of RNA primer
Molecular function (GO): nucleic acid binding; RNA-DNA hybrid ribonuclease activity
Source: RefSeq, a predicted model, not a curated record
AUGGCUACCUCCUCUAGAGAAAAGCCAAAGUCCGCUUUCAGGGAAAUUUCUCUGACUUUCAAGUCUUUGAGAAUGUUCUCUCACUCCGACUACCACCGAACACAUCUCUUUGCAUAUGCUGACGAUCUUCAACUAAUAUCCACCGGCACAACCAGAAUUGUCAGAGCCCAACAGGCCCUUGACCUCAUCGUUGACAAAUGUCAUACUCUUGGCCUAAAACUAAACCCUGAAAAAAACAGAGCUCUACAAGUCAGACGAUACCUCCCACAUCAGUCCUUAUAUAUAAGGACUGACAAAAUUGAAUGGGUCACCUCCCAUAAGUGCUUGGGGAUUGUCUUCAACACACAGAAUGACUCAUCCUCUCAGUUAAGACAUCUCCUUGAAAAGACCAAGACUAGAAUCAAUGUCCUACGAAGAUUAUUAAGCUCAAAGAUGGGAGCUGGAUUUAACGUCCUCCGAGCAUUUUACAUUCAUGCCAUCCGAUCACUUGUAGAUUACUGCUCCUUCUCCAUCCUCUCUCUCAGCUCUGCUCAGUUUAUCCGUCUCGAAACCAUACAAAAUAAGUACAUGAGAAUUAUCCUUGGAGCACCUCGAUGGACACGGUUAGUAAACAUGAGACUUGGAACUAAAUUAAUACCACUUCAAAUAAGGACCCAACAGAUUGUUGCGGGACAUGUCAGCAAGUUGAUAUCACACCAUCAUCCUCCCCUGUUGAAAGAUCGUUUUAUAAACCUCCUUACACAACCAGGAGGCCCUCUCCCUACAUCUCUGCCAUGGCAUAGUGAAGUGUUUAGGUGUUUGGAUGCCUUCAAUUUACUACCUAGUAUAACAUCACGUAGCAUAGACCAUCCUCAUCGUGAAUACCGUGCUCCUCUCCCUUGGGAACCUCGACAUGUCACAAUUACAACCAAGAGUCUCCCACUGUCGAAAGCCAGAUGUUCUCAGAAUGACUUUCGACACCUUCAAGCCUCCAUAGACUCCAUUGAAAAUAAUGAAGAUAUAGCCACUUUCUAUACAGACGGCUCAGUUGAACAAUCAGGCAGAGCAGGAGCAGCAUUCAUGCACGACAGGAGUCAACAUGGACAAAGACUCAGCAAUGACACCACCAUCCUUCAGGCUGAGCUUUUUGCCAUAAGAGCAGCUCUUCAUUGUGCAUUCAGAUGCGCCAAAAACACUGUCUACAUCCUCACUGAUUCACUUUCAGCGCUGCACACUCUGCAACAACAAUACCAUCAAGACAACAUCCAGCUCAUUACAUCAACACUCUUCAAGUUCCAACAACUUUCAGAGCAAGGGAAGUCAGUUACACUAAUGUGGAUUCCUAGUCAUGUUGGAAUUCAACACAACGAACUUGUUGAUACUGCAGCCAAAAACAACCUCCGCCAGCAGAGCAUCACCCAUGUCAAGCCAAGUCUCAGCACCAUAAAGACUUUGGCCAGGUCUGCUGCUUAUUACAUGACACUAUACAGCAUCAGGUCUGGGUGCAAGCAGGAUCGCCUUCAGCGUCUUGGUACAAGACCUCUACUGAGUUUGAGUCCAUAA